This is a messenger RNA of Ectocarpus sp. CCAP 1310/34, 1463 nucleotides long. The record is from the annotation of a GenBank genome assembly. Lineage: Eukaryota; Phaeophyceae; Ectocarpales; Ectocarpaceae.
AUGAGCCAGCUAAUGUCGCCAGUGGAAGAUACCAUGAAGGCAAGCAAGAAGGAGGAGCCAGCUGGCACCAUGGAGGGUGCCGCUGAUCGCGGCGAUGCUAGGGAGAGCGCCGCCGCGGAGUCCACGAACGCCGAAGGAGGGGCACCGUGGACCGGGAGUGUGCAGGACGGGAGGUACCUGCGCGAACCUGUUCGAGAGUCUGACCCGUCAGGGCGACACAGCGGCGAAGCAGGGGGCUUUGUCCCCCAAGAGGAUGCCCUUUCGGACGAGUAUGCCAUGACAAAGCACAACCUGCGACACGCGAAGGAGUUGACGCGGACCGGUGUGCUAAAGGAAGUAAUGAUCGAAUACAAGGCGAUCAAGGACAAGCUGGAGCAGGGGAAAGCAAAAGGGGCGACGGGCGCAGAGCAAGCCAGCAGUCGUGGCCGCGGCGGCGGCGGUCGCGGCGGCCGCUCAAGCUCAGGCGGAUCCGGAGGAGUCAAGGAGAGCAAGGGAAGCAGCAGUGGAGGCGCCGAUGGCGGCGGUGGCGGGGACUAUAAGUUCCCGGGCCGGUGCUUUAGGUGUGGACAUCAUGGACAUCAAGCGAUCGGCUGCACUACCAACGAGAAGGACUUCGUGCCGUGGUGUGCGCGCUGCGAGGGGUGGGGCCACACCAAAGAAAAGUGCGCGACGGAGGAGGCCGUCCUGGCGCAAGUGGUGGAGCAUGAGAGCGACGUGGACUCCGUGGAAGACCAGGCGUUUUGUGCCGUGGCGGUCCCCCCAGGCGAGUGUGGUACCGGUGGUGAAGUAGGUCUCGUGGGGGUUGUGGAACAAGGCCAGGCGGUGUACGUGGCCGACACAGUGGACACGUGCUCCAUGUUCCGAUGUGCAGACAACACCGGGGGCCUCACGCUGACCACGAAAGCCGGAGGGGAGGUAUGGUUCCUCCGGACUGGAAAGCUGCUGACCCAACGAGGCUAUCGAAUAAAGCGAACGCUACACACCGCCUGUGCCGCACUCAUUGUUCCUGGCGAUGCAAAAGCAGCCACCCCCACUGACCUCAACGAGUACCACCUCGCGCACGGCCAUGCCCACGAGACAUUGCUCAGGAUCACGGCGGAACAGCAGGGAGUGCAGCUGACGCAUGGACCGCUGCUACCCUGCCUUGACUGUUCGAUGUCCAAGGGACAGGUGGAACCCGUCCGGAAGAGCACGAGCACACGCGCACUGCUACCUCUCGCAGAUGACGAGGAGGGCGGGCAGGGCGAGAGCAGAGCGGAUGCAUCACGCCAAGGUUGGGGGCGGGGAGGGAGACUCAGGUAGUGAGUCCGACCUCGACGUGAUGGAGGCUCGCGGGCCAGGACAAGCGACGCCGUUUGUGCUCGAGGAGGCACUGACGGCACCCGGCAAUCCCGGGACGGAGGCAGAAUUCCCCCGUCGCCCCCUUCAGGAAGGGCGACUUCGGCGGGGGCGGUGACAGCCCC